CCCCCCCGGGCGCGCAGUUCUGACAUCACUUCCGGCGCAGCUUUCUGCCCCGGAAGCGCGGCGGCUCCGCGCUGAGGGUCGCGCCAUGGCGGACGACGGCGGCGAGGAGAAGAAGCAAGUGGCCAAGUUCGAGCUGGAGCGGGAGACGGAGCUGCGGUUCGAGGUGGAGGCGUCGCAGACGGUGCAGAUGGAGCUGCUCAGCGGCAUGGCUGAGGUGUUCGGCACCGAGCUCACCCGCAACAAGAAGUUCACGUUCGACGCCGGCGCCAAGGUGGCCGUGUUCACGUGGCACGGCUGCACCGUGCAGCUCAGCGGCCGCACCGAGGUGGCCUACGUGUCCAAGGACACGCCGAUGCUGCUGUACCUCAACACGCACACAGCGCUGGAGCAGAUGCGGCGCCAGGCAGAGCGCGAGGAUGAGCGUGGGCCCCGCGUCAUGGUGGUGGGACCCACCGACGUGGGCAAGUCCACCGUGUGCCGCCUGCUGCUCAACUAUGCCGUGCGCCUGGGCCGCCGGCCCACCUUUGUGGAGCUGGACGUGGGGCAGGGCUCUGUCUCCAUCCCUGGCACCAUGGGCGCGCUGUACAUCGAGCGGCCGGCCGACGUGGAGGAGGGCUUCUCCCUCCAGGCCCCGCUCGUGUACCACUUCGGCUCCACCACGCCUGGCACCAACAUCAAGCUGUACAACAAGAUCACGUCCCGCCUGGCCGACGUGUUCAACCAGCGCUGUGAGGUGAACCGCCGCGCCUCGGUCAGUGGCUGCGUCAUCAACACCUGCGGCUGGGUGAAGGGCUCUGGUUACCAGGCGCUGGUGCACGCCGCCUCCGCCUUCGAGGUGGAUGUGGUGGUGGUGCUGGACCAGGAGCGGCUCUACAACGAGCUCAAGAGGGACCUGCCCCACUUCGUGCGCACGGUGCUGCUGCCCAAGUCUGGUGGCGUGGUGGAGCGCUCCAAGGACUUCCGCCGGGAGUGCCGGGAUGAGCGCAUCCGUGAGUACUUCUAUGGCUUCCGUGGCUGCUUCUACCCCCACGCCUUUGAUGUCAAGUUCUCCGACGUGAAGAUCUACAAGGUGGGGGCUCCCACCAUCCCGGACUCCUGCCUGCCGCUGGGCAUGUCACAGGAGGACAACCAGCUGAAGCUGGUGCCGGUGACGCCGGGGCGGGACAUGGUGCAUCACCUGCUGAGCGUCAGCACUGCCGACAGCCCUGACGACAGCAUCUCGAGCACGAGCGUGGCAGGGUUCAUCGUGGUGACAGGCGUGGACCCCGAGCGCCAGGUGUUCACCGUGCUCUCGCCCGCGCCGCGCCCGCUGCCCAAGAACUUCCUGCUCAUCAUGGACAUCCGCUUCAUGGACCUCAAGUAGGGCCGAGCCGGAGCGGCCCCGGCGCCCCCCCCCGGGUUUAUUUUACACUUUUGUACCGGUUCUUAUUAAACCUCGAGGCCUCUCG
This is a messenger RNA of Pezoporus flaviventris, 1448 nucleotides long. RefSeq names its product cleavage factor polyribonucleotide kinase subunit 1 (gene CLP1). Bases 86 to 1363 code for a protein of 425 amino acids. The record is from RefSeq and is a predicted model, not a curated record. The transcript has 3 exons. Lineage: Eukaryota; Metazoa; Chordata; Aves; Psittaciformes; Psittacidae. Gene Ontology annotation, molecular function: polynucleotide 5'-hydroxyl-kinase activity. Gene Ontology annotation, biological process: tRNA splicing, via endonucleolytic cleavage and ligation. Gene Ontology annotation, cellular component: mRNA cleavage factor complex; nucleus.